AGCCACCGUGUGACUGAAGGACGCUGUUGGUGAAGAGGAAGAUGAAUGUUCUCCUCAGUUAAUCUCCUUGGCUGGAUUUUAAUGUCAUUUCGUUUCUGAAACAAACCCAAGUUUAACAGCUGAGUCGAAAUUCUGCUGGACUGCUAAACAGAGGUUGGUGGUAUGAGUAUGUGUCGCAGAAAAGCGCUGACCCUGCUGAGCAGUGUGUUCGCAGUGUGUGGCCUGGGCCUGCUGGGUAUAGCUGUUAGCACUGAUUACUGGCUCUACCUGGAGGAGGGGGUCAUCUUGCCUUUCAACCAGAGCACCAGCAUCCACACGUAUCUACAUUCUGGCCUGUGGAAACUCUGCUUUCUGUCAGGAGAGGAGAUGGGCCGCUGCUUCACCAUAGAGUAUCUUAUGCCUAUAAGCGUGCAACUCACCAGUGAAUCUACAGUCAGUGUCCUGAAGAUGAUUCGCACAGCCACCCCCUUCCCCCUGGUCAGCCUCUUCUUCAUGUUCAUUGGCUUUGUGCUCAGUAACAUCGGACACAUUCGCCCUCACCACACAGUACUGGCCUUCGCUUCUGGAAUCUUCUUCAUCCUCUCAGGCCUUUCUCUGGUGGUGGGUCUUGUUCUUUACAUCUCCAGCGUCAAUGAUGAGAUGUUGAACAGAAGUAAAAGUAAUGAGGCCUAUUUCAGCUAUAGAUACGGCUGGUCCUUUGCCUUUGCCGCUAUCUCCUUCCUACUGACAAAGAGUGCCGGCGUCAUGUCGGUCUACCUGUUCACUAAGCGCUACACGGCUGAGGAGUUGUACAGGCCUCAUACAAGCUUCUAUCGGCAGCGUUUCAGCAACUGCUCCGAGCACUCGACUCAGUUUCUGCAGCGCCACCACAGUCCCUCAGACAUCUCCAGUGAGGCCUCACUCCAAAUGUACAGCAGCUACCCAGCCCUGCUCAAGAGCCCUGAGUAUGGACAAGUCUCCUCUUCACUCUGCUAAACGCAGACAGAUGGACGGAUGUGAAGGUGGACAGAUAGACAGGGAGAUAAAUGGCUGGGUGGGUGUAUGUAAAU
Ictalurus punctatus (channel catfish) is the source of this 1049-nucleotide messenger RNA. It is a transcript of the gene cacng5b, whose product is annotated as calcium channel, voltage-dependent, gamma subunit 5b. Gene Ontology annotation, biological process: regulation of AMPA receptor activity; positive regulation of synaptic transmission, glutamatergic; transmission of nerve impulse. The transcript is spliced from 6 exons. The coding region runs from base 163 to 975 and encodes 270 amino acids. Gene Ontology annotation, molecular function: voltage-gated calcium channel activity; channel regulator activity. NCBI's taxonomy places the organism in Eukaryota, Metazoa, Chordata, Actinopteri, Siluriformes, Ictaluridae. Gene Ontology annotation, cellular component: postsynaptic density membrane; AMPA glutamate receptor complex. The record is from RefSeq and is a predicted model, not a curated record.